Bipolaris maydis ATCC 48331 is the source of this 334-nucleotide messenger RNA. The record is from RefSeq and is a predicted model, not a curated record. Lineage: Eukaryota; Fungi; Ascomycota; Dothideomycetes; Pleosporales; Pleosporaceae.
UCAAAGUCGUCGAUUUUUGAUUUUUUGUUGAUUCUUGUUGUUGUCUAUAUGUACAUGUCGGUUUGGUUGACAUUCGUUUCAAAAAAAGUGAAGAUAAGAUAUAUACAAUUGCAGAACUUGGGUAUUUUGCCCCCCGCCCCCCAACGCUGCCGCCCCCUCGGGUUUCGCUGGUGCGCAAGAGCGUGGUUGCGCAAUGUGGUCUGGGCCGCGAACACAUAUAUAGUGCAUUGGCAAUGCGUUUCUUCCCUUGUGGGAAACCAUGGUUUUUUUCACAGGGAGUAUGCUUGUUUUCCCCACUGGGUUAUGCCGUAUGGCCGGCUCGGGCAAUGCUCGU